AUGCUCAUCAAGGUUGAACAAAUAGAAGUUAAAAAAGGAGAUCUAAUUGGCACUGGUGGAAAUGGCUAAGUUUUUCAAGGAUAAAGAUCAGACGGAAGUUUUGUAGCGAUAAAAUAGUAAAUGACAAUAAGUGAUCAUGAAUAAAAGAUCUUGCAGGCUAUCAGAAAAAAAAAUGUUAACAUAUAAUUUAAGUAUAUGCUUUUGAAAAGUAGAAGGAUGGAAUUUUCACAAUAAUGGAACUUGCAAAAAGUCUUGAUUUAAGGUAAAUAUAAGAUAAAAGGAAGGCUUGUUUACAAGUAUAUUGCUUUCAAUAUUUUUUUAGAUGGCGAAAGGUGUUUUUGAAUUAGAAUAAUUAGGAUUUUUUCAUAGAGAUUUAAAACCUGAUAAUUUUGUGAUGGGGGAAGAUGGUAAAAUCAAAUUAAUAGAUUUUGGAACCACAAAAUAAAAUUAAAAAUAAACUAAUACUGCUGCUACAGGAACUUAUUUAUAUAUGGCCCCAGAAAUGAUUAUCUCCACAAACUAUGAUUCAUCUGUUGACAUUUGGUCUUUAGGUGUGAUCUUUUAUGAGGUUUUUACUAAUGAAACAUUUUUCUUAAUAUGUGAUACUUCUUUUAAAUUAUAACUAGCAAUAACCUAAAUAACUCAAUUCUAAAUAAAUUAGAAAUUAAGAAAAAAAUAAAUAAAUUAUUAGUUAAAUGAAUUAUUAUAAAAAAUGAUUGUUCAAUAUUUGGAUGGUGAAUAAAAAAUUAUAAUAUUAAAAAAAAGGAUAAGAAUUGAUGAAGUAAUAAAUGAACUAGAAAAAUAAAUAGAGGUUGAAUAGACUUAAUAGCAAAUUAAAAUUCUUGAAUAUAAAGAAGAUUUGUCUAAGAUUUUAACUUCAUCAAAUUAUAUUGAUGAAUGUAUUUUGAAUGUGAUAAUUGAAAUAUUGAGAAAAGCGAAAAUUUCAGAUUGUCUUAAAUUUCUUUCAUAAAAUAAAAGUCAAACACUUAUUAAAUAAUAUAUUUUAUAAAUUAAAAACAACAUAACACUUGAUAAAUAAUAGAUUAUAGGUGAUCUAGAUGAGAAAAUAUAAAAAAUAACUAAUCUUCUCAAGUAAAUUAAAGUACAUGACUUUAAUAAAAUAAGCUAUUCAAUUGAAAAUUAAGAAAAAACUAAAUAAGAUCUACUAAAUAAAAUAUCGCAUAAUGAGAAGAUAAUAAAAUUAUUAAAAUUCUUAAUUCGACUUACAGCUUUUGAUAACCUAUUCAUUUAUAGUGGGUCAAAUUCACUUCAUUUAUUAGUAGAUAUGAAGGUAGAUAUCAGAAACCAAUCAUUUGAAAAUAUCAGAAUAAAGAAUACUUCUGUAAUUGGAGGAAAUUUUGUCAGAUGUAACUUUAGUGGAUCUGAUUUUGAUAAUGUAGAUAUCAGCGGAUUGAAUUUGAAUGGUGCUUAGCUAUUCAAUUGUAAAUGGAAGAACAUAAAAGUCCAUGAAUUGAAUAAGUUGGAUGGUCAUAGUAGUAGUGUGAGAUCAGUUGGAAAUACAUUAGCUUCUGGUAGUAGUGAUUAGUCUAUCCUUAUAUGGGAUGUCAAAACAGGAUAAUAAAAAGCCGAAUUAGAUGGUCAUAGUAAUGAUGUCAACUCAGUUUGUUUCUCUCCUGAUGGAAAUACAUUAGCUUCUGGUAGUGUAGAUAAGUCUAUCCGUUUAUGGGAUGUCAAAACAGGAUAAUAAAGAGCCGAAUUAGAUGGUCAUCUUAGUUAUGUCUACUCAGUUUGUUUCUCUCCUGAUGGAAAUACAUUAGCUUCUGGUAGUGUAGAUAUGUCUAUCCGUCUAUGGGAUGUCAAAACAGGAUAAUAAAGAGCCGAAUUAGAUGGUCAUAGUAAUAGAGUUUGGUCAGUCUGUUUCUCUCCUGAUGGAAAUACAUUAGCUUCUGGUAGUGGUGAUAACUCUAUCCGUAUAUGGGAUGUCAAAACAGGAUAAUAAAAAGCCGAAUUAGAUGGUCAUAGUGGAACUGUAGUAUCAGUCUGUUUCUCUCCUGUAGGAAAUACAUUAGCUUCUGGUAGUAUUGAUAACUCUAUCCGUCUAUGGGAUGUCAAAACAGGAUAAUAAAAAGCCGAAUUAGAUGGUCAUAGUAAUGAUGUCAACUCAGUCUGUUUCUCUCCUGAUGGAAAUACUUUAGCUUCUGGAAGUAGUGAUUAGUCUAUCCGUCUAUGGGAUGUCAAAACAGGAUAAUAAAAAGCCAAAUUAGAUGGUCAUACUAGUUAUGUCUACUCAGUCUGUUUCUCUCCUGAUGGAAAUACAUUAGCUUCUGGUAGUGUAGAUAAGUCUAUCCGUCUAUGGGAUGUAAAGACAGGUUAAGAAAUUAAAUCCUCUGAUAAAAACUACAAAGAUAUACUAGCUAAAUUUAAAGCACCUCUUUUUUAGAACAAUCCUCUACCAGGUAUUUAUUAGAUUAUUAUUAUUAAGUCUCUAAUUAUCCAAUUCUUGUCAUAUCACAAGAAUUAAUAUUGGAAGCAUAAGAUACUCUUAUCUUAUAAGGAGAAUUUAUGAACCAUUAAGGAAAAGAUUUAAAACCUUUAUUCAAAUUCAAAGGUAGUUGCUUUUUGGAAGACCUUAAGUAAAAGUAAAAGUGA
This is a messenger RNA of Paramecium pentaurelia, 2610 nucleotides long. The record is from the annotation of a GenBank genome assembly. Lineage: Eukaryota; Ciliophora; Oligohymenophorea; Peniculida; Parameciidae.